AUGACGCUGCUGCGACAGCUGUUGAUCAGGGGCUUGCCUCCAGACUUCAGCUUCCGUGGCCGGCCUUUGCUGCACCGCGCCUGCGAGUCAGGGGACCUCCCCUUGGUGGAGAUGCUCUUCGCCUGUGGCGCCGACCUGCAUGCCCGCGGCGGUGACGAGAUGAGUUUGCCGAUUGAGGUGGCAGCGUGGUGUGGGCAGCGGCAGAUUCUGCGGCUGCUGCUGAGCAAUGGCUCCUGCUUCGGUCGCUCGCUUCACCUGGCGGCCAUGGCUGGCCAAUUGGAGGUGGCGCAGGCCUUGCUCGCCGCCAGCUGCCCUCCCUUCGUGCGGGUGGAGGGAAUCACCGCACUGGACUUGGCCAUUGCCGCGUGUCAGACCGGGAUCGUGACCUUGCUGCUGCAGAACCCCGCCUUGCUGAAAGCAAACGCUGGGGCCGAGGAGAAGCUCUCCUCACAGGCCAUUGGCCGCUGGGGGUUGCAGGCUCGCAGCCGACGCUUGCACCUGGCGGCCAAGCUGGGCGGACCCAGAGGCGCCAUCCUGGACGCGCUGCUGGAUCAGGGGGGCGAGGGCAAGCAGAAGGAAUGGUGGGCGGUGCUGGAAACGGAGGACGGCCAGUCCCCGCUGGACGUCGCCGCGCUGCCGGCGAGGCUGCAGCUGAGGCCAUCCUGCACGGACAUUUGGUCCUUGCUGCUGCGGCACUGGUCCGAUGAGACCCUGGAGCCGCAAGUGCGCGCACUUCUGGAGGCCAAAGCGGACCCGACGAAGUGUGCGGGGGCGGCCGGCUGGACGCCGCUGCUGCUUUGCGCCAUGGCGGACAGGCGCGAGCUGUGCCAGUUGCUGCUGCAAUUCGGCGCCGAUCCAUUUCAGGCGGGACCGCGCGGCCGGACAGCCAUGCUAUGGGCAGACUGGUACAACGCCAGCGGCGCCCUGGCGCUGCUGAAGACGGAGGGCCGCCGGGAGCGGAAGGACGACCGCGAGGGGCUGAAGCGGCUCCAGACCGCCUCCAAGGAUGAGCUGGCCGCCCCCUUGGUGGCGCCCUUGGCCCCCGAGGAGCUGCCAGUGGCCAUGGGCUUCCCAGGCCGCGCCUUCCGCGCUCUGGCGGCUUCCGCGCUGCCGCGCCAGGGAGAGAUCUGGGAGCCCGCGCCCGUGAGCGCCCGCGUCGGCGGCAAGAUGUGGUUCGGGGAGGAUGUAGAGCAGCCGGAGGAGCCCUUGCAGGACAUUCUCAGCAAGGUGGAUGUCGGUCCCGUGGGAGAGUUCGGCAGUAUGAAGUCUCUGGUGGCUGCUGCACGGCUGCUGGUGCAGGCCAAGAUCGCUGGAGGAUCUCCGGCCGAGACAGCGCCGGGCGCCUUUGCGCUCUUUGCCUUGACGCUGCUCGGAGCUCAGCAGCUGGUCGAGGGCCAGCCAUGGGCGGACGCGCUGCUCCAAAGCGCUGCCUGCGCUUGGCGGGAGCUGCCAGCAGAGCGCUCGGUGGUUUUCCGUGCAGUUCGCCUGAAAGGCGAAGACCUCUCAGCGUACAGGCGCCAGCUGGAGCUGCUAGCGGAAAGGCGCCCGGUGAGUUGGCCCUGCCUCACAUACGGCACCCUGGACCGGCGCCUCGCGAUGGCCUACUUGGAGGAUUGGGAGGACGCAGCGUUGGUCUUCAAGAUCUACUGCCUCACCGCCAGAAGGAUACACGAGUUCUCUUGGCUGGCCGGCGAGAAUGAGCACCCCGUCCUCCAAGAGUCGCUGAUUGCCCCAGGCACUCAGUUCGAGUCCCGCGGCAUCUUCGAGCUUUCAGACGUCACCUUGCGCCGCCGCCUCAGCCAAAUCCGCGCACCACGCGCGGCACGGCACGAGCCGCAGCGCAGGAAUCUGUUUGAAGAGGG
Effrenium voratum is the source of this 1862-nucleotide messenger RNA. Lineage: Eukaryota; Dinophyceae; Suessiales; Symbiodiniaceae. The record is from the annotation of a GenBank genome assembly.